Molecule: messenger RNA, 1299 nt
Organism: Rhea pennata
Lineage: Eukaryota; Metazoa; Chordata; Aves; Rheiformes; Rheidae
Gene: GDF6
Product: growth differentiation factor 6
Exons: 2
Coding region: 40-1254 (404 amino acids)
Biological process (GO): BMP signaling pathway
Cellular component (GO): extracellular region
Molecular function (GO): growth factor activity; cytokine activity
Source: RefSeq, a predicted model, not a curated record
GCCGCACGUCGGGCCGCCGCCGUCCCGCCGCCGCUCGCUAUGAAUGCGCGCCGGGCCCUGCUCUCCGCCGCCUUGCUCGCCAGCCUCCUCUGGGAUUUACCGUGCUGCCGCCCGGCGUCCCUCCCCGCCGCUGCGGAGCUCGCCGCCCCCUCCAAGGGCGGGCGGGGCCGCAGGGUGCCGCGGUCCCCCCGGGAGAGCCGCCCGCGGCAGGGGGGACACGCCGGGGGCCGGGCGCCCCCGCGGGCGGAGCCCCACGAGUACAUGCUGUCUCUGUUCAGGACCUACUCCAUCGCGGAGAAACUGGGCAUCAACGCCAGCUUUUUUCAGUCCUCCAAGUCCGCCAACACCAUCACUAGCUUUGUAGACCGGGGACGAGACGAUCUCUCGCCCGCUCCCUUAAGGAGACAGAAGUAUUUGUUUGAUGUAUCGACUCUCUCAGACAAAGAGGAGCUGGUGGGGGCCGAGCUGCGGCUCUUCCGCCGGGCCCCCGGCGGCCGCCCGCCGCCGCCCGCCGCCCUCCCGCACAUGCAGCUCUUCCCGUGCCUCUCGCCGCGGCCGCUGGACUCCCGCACCCUGGACCUGCGGGCGGCGCCCGCCGCCGGCUGGGAGGUCUUCGACGUGCGGCAGGGCCUGCGGGGGCAGCGGCCCUGGAAGCGAGUGUGCCUGGAGCUGCGCGCCGCGGCGGGCGGCGGGCCGCCGCCGCCGCGCUGGCUGGACCUGCGCAGCCUGGGCUUCGGGCGGCGGGUGCGGGCGCCGCAGGAGCGGGCGCUGCUCGUGGUCUUCACCCGCUCGCGGCGCGGCAGCCUCCUGGGGGAGCUGCGCGCCGAGCCGGGCCCGGCGCCGCCGCCGCCGCCCGCCGCCCUGCGCCUCUCGGCGCGGCGGCAGCGGCGCACCGCCUUCGCCAGCCGCCACGGCAAGCGGCACGGCAAGAAGUCCCGCCUGCGCUGCAGCAAGAAGCCGCUGCACGUCAACUUCAAGGAGCUGGGCUGGGACGACUGGAUUAUCGCCCCCCUCGAGUACGAGGCCUACCACUGCGAGGGCGUCUGUGACUUCCCGCUGCGCUCCCACCUGGAGCCCACGAACCACGCCAUCAUCCAGACCCUCAUGAACUCCAUGGACCCCGGCUCCACGCCGCCCAGCUGCUGCGUGCCCACCAAGCUGACGCCCAUCAGCAUCCUCUACAUCGACGCGGGCAACAACGUGGUCUACAAGCAGUACGAGGACAUGGUGGUGGAGUCCUGCGGCUGCAGGUAGCGGGCGGCCCCCGGCGGGAGCCGGGCUCCCUGCGGCCGAGCGGCG